Psylliodes chrysocephalus is the source of this 1460-nucleotide messenger RNA. The record is from the annotation of a GenBank genome assembly. NCBI's taxonomy places the organism in Eukaryota, Metazoa, Arthropoda, Insecta, Coleoptera, Chrysomelidae.
AGUAUGACUGAAGGUAUUUACCGUAGACCGGGUCAAGGUUCUUCAGUUUCCGAAUUACUGACGAAAUUUAGGAAGGACGCAUUUGCAGUACAGUUAACUACGGAUCUUUGUACUGAACACGAAGUAGGAACUGCGUUGAAAAGAUUUUUCAGAGACUUGCCAGAACCUCUUUUAGGAACCAAUCAACGACAAUAUCUGUAUGAAGUUUCUAAACAUAAUAACCGAGAAGAAAAGAUAAGAAUGUACAAAGCCUCUCUGGAUCAAAUACCUACCAUUUCCUACAACACUACUAGAAAAUUAAUCGGUCAUCUUCACUUUAUCAGUACGCAAAGUGCCAAAAAUUUAAUGACUGCAGAAAAUCUUGCCAGUAUUUGGGGGCCAACGUUGCUGCAUUAUGAAGAUAGAGACGCCAUUCCAAAUGUUAAUCACAAUCAUAUGUUGGACACUGAAGUUGUACAUCAACUAAUCAAAUUAUACCGUCACAUUUUCCCUGAAGAUCCAGGAGAGCUUGAAAAAGAAAAACACAUGUUAAGGGUUUUGGAAAAAUAUUCUAAAGCACCUCAAGUAAAUGUAUGCAACAAAACGGCGGGAGAUCUGAGAAUAUGGGUGUAUUUGCACAAUAAAGAAGGACAAUCGUACAAUGUUUCAAUUGGUCCCAACAAAACAGCUUACGACUUAUGCAAGGAACUUAGCGGACAUAUUAAACUUCUUGUGCAUGAAUUGGUUUUAGAAGAAAUAAUUUUGAACGAUAAAUUAAUAAGACCUAUACAUUAUGAAGAAAAGGUUCUUGACGUCAUUUUGAAAUGGGGCUAUUGGGACGAACAAGACAGGAAAGACAACUAUUUAACUCUAGCACAUUUAUCAAAAUAUUGGGAAUAUAUAUUGGAAAAACCCUACCCGGUGUCUGGAGAGAUGAGAUUUGCAGAUAACAAAACGAGACUGUUUAAAUUAUAUACUUUUCAAUUUUCUCAAGGAAAACUGACAUGUUUCAAGGACAAAACGGGAGAAAUAAUUUUGCAUUCAUGGAACAUAGAGGACAUAAUUUGGUACUUAGGACAUGAAUCGAAAAGGAAUCCCCAAUCCAGAUGGUCCAUUACCUUUAUAAAUGCCAAUUCUCAUCCUGUUAGAACAAAAAGUUCUCCCUACUUUGGAUCCGUAUUGGUCUGGAGUGAUGCAGCUACGCGUGCCAACUGGCUAAGUGCCAUGUUAAAAUCCAGAUAUCCGAAUAAUUUGGCACCACCGCCUAACUUAAUACCAAUUUAAUUAUCAGAUUGAGAUAAAUCUUCCUUCUUAUGUGCCUAUAAGAUUACAUAGUGAGAGUUCGUAUUUUUUUACCAAUAUUGUAUUAGAAUUAUAUAUUUAUAGAUGAAUAUUUUAUAUUAUACACAAAAUCAAUUUAUAACUAUAUCAUAUUGAUAAUCAAUUUUAUUAAAAAAUAAGUAAUAUACACAAUAAUUUAA